Molecule: messenger RNA, 1323 nt
Organism: Anopheles maculipalpis
Lineage: Eukaryota; Metazoa; Arthropoda; Insecta; Diptera; Culicidae
Product: polymerase delta-interacting protein 3-like
Exons: 2
Coding region: 1-1323 (440 amino acids)
Biological process (GO): mRNA export from nucleus
Cellular component (GO): nucleus
Molecular function (GO): mRNA binding
Source: RefSeq, a predicted model, not a curated record
AUGGAUGAAGAUAUGGAUCUAAGUCUGGAUGAGAUUAUCCGGAAGCGGAGGGUGCGUGCUCGGAAUGAGCGCUCCAGUGACAGUGGUUCGACACCGGCCGGUGUGACCGGAGGCGGCGGCGGUGGGUCACGCGGAUACCGCGGCGAAAAUAUGCUGGCGAACCGUCGCAAACCGAUUCCCGUGGUUGAUGCGCGCAUGAAAAUCAUCCACAACAAGCGCGCCAAAAUACGUGACGCACGGGAUCAGCUAAUCGAGAGCAGUCGGGGUCGUGAUGCUCGCUUCCGGCUGCAAAACCGAGCCGGUCCGUCGAAACACUUUCGCGCGCUAGCGACGCUACCUUCGUCGCGUGUACUGACCGCCGUUUCAAUCAACGGUCGGAACGUCGGUCCGGAGCAUUUCAAACCGAAACGUUCAAAGCGCCAUUACUCAACCGUAGAUUACAUGCCACAAACGGCACCGAUGCAACAAAUAAUCUCCCAUUACCGUCCCGCACCCGGUGGCAUCCCGUACCGAGGCGAGGACGUUGAAGAGAAUCCGUUCGCCCGCAUUGUGAGCCAUCAAUCAAUCAGCUCGAUGACAAAUGCAACGCGCACGUUGACGAACGAUGCAUUUUCCCUGCCUGGUUCGAUGCCUCCGUUGCCCAACUUUCGCACGGCACGGAAUACGGGUGUGCUGAUGAACGCCAGCAACGGUGCGUCGUUAAUGAAUUUCGCCAAAUCAUCCACUACCAUCAACCCGGAACCGGACCCGUUCGAUCAGUACGAGGUUAACCGGCGUCCGAAUUUCAGCGUACCACCGCCACCGUUACCAUCAAACCGACCGUUGCGUAGCAUCUUGCGCACCAGAUCAAACACCCCACCACCUCCGGUACUAUCGUCCCACGCGGUAUCCGCGACCGUGCCGAUGAAGCUGUCAUCGAGCAUGCGUGCCCGGCUGGAGCGUGCUCCGAACCCUAACAAAUCGAUGGGCAUCUUUGCGUACAACUUUAAUGGGGAGCAGUCAAUGGUUAAAAAUUAUACAACCCGUUCACCUAGCCCGCCAGCUGCCGUCACCGCCGGGUAUCGGAUUGUCGUUAGCAAUCUGCAUUCUAACGUCACACAGAUCGACAUACAGGAAUUGUUCGAAGAUAUUGGCGAUCUGCUCGAGUCAAGGCUGGUACGUCCGGGAGUAGCCGAGGUAAUAUAUCGUAAUUUAAAAGAUGCUGAAAAGGCGGUAGAUGCUUAUCAUAACCGCCACUUGGAUGGGCAGCCAAUGAACUGUCUGUUGGUCAAUCCGCGUGCUACGUACAAAGCUAAUCCAACUAAUUUCAUAUAUGGCCGGUAA